GUUUUGAGAGGCUCACUCACUUCCAAUAACAAACCUCAACAAUAUUUAACAUGACUUAAUUCCUCCUACUAGUCUAUUUAUAAUAAAUAUCCCUAACAAACCUCUAGCUAUAACACGACUCAAUCCCAAAUUCUCAAAAUAACCCGACUCGAACCCAACCUAUGACCCGAAGUGACACCUUGUAGUAGUCACCCAUUUGCCCCAAAUUCCUUAACUAGCAAUAACCAUCUUUAUAACACCAAACAACGGUAAAAGCUCCUAGAAUGCAAUCAAAGAAAAGAAAAACUCCGGCAAAUCUUCCGAUGGAUUCUUCGCCGGAGACUUUGCCGGCGAUCACCUCUCUCUCUCCUCCCGUUGUCUCCUUCCUCAACUCCACAUUCCCUCCGACACACAACCUCAAUCUCUCCGAAUCAACUAACCUGGUCACCGAGUUGGACACUCACUGCUCUGAGUUGACUCACCAUCUCACCGAUCUUACUCGCCGCCUCGACGCUAGUCUUCUCUCUUACGCUUCUUCUUCUCACCGAAUUUCCGACGCUUUUCAUCAUGUUCAUCGUCAGCUUCAAGAUCUCAAAUCCAAAUCCUCCUCUUUUGCUUCUGCUUCAGAUGGAGAAGCGGAGGAUAUGGCGGUAGAUGAACUACCAGCAUUGGCAAAAGAAGUUGCGAGAGUAGCGACGGUGCGAAAUUAUGCUGAGACAGCAUUGAAGCUUGAUAGCCUGGUUGGUGACAUUGAAGAUGCAGUCACUUCUGUGAUGAACAGAAAUCUGAAGAAACAGUCUACUAGACAGCAUUCAGAGGAAAUACGUGUUAAUGCAAUCAAUUCCCUUAAAUCAGUAGAUGAUAUUUUAGCUUCAGUGACAAGGGAACAUCCUCAAUGGGUCCGAAUUGUGUCAGCUGCUGAUCAUAGAGUUGAUCGCGCCUUGGCUAUUUUGAGACCCCAGGCCAUUGCUGAUUACCGUGCCCUACUUGUUUCGAUUGGCUGGCCACCACCUCUUUCCACAUUGAGCUCUUCAAAUACUGAAAGAAGAACUGUUGAAGAGUCAAAUCCUCUCUCAGCAAUGCCUGGAGAGCUUAAACAGAAGUAUUGUGAAAAUUUUCUUGCCUUAUGCAGCCUACAGGAGCUACAGCGGAAAAGGAAGUCACGGCAACUUGAGGGGUAUAACCAUAAUACUUCUAUGUACCAGCCACUCUGGGGUAUUGAAGAACUUGUGAAUCCUCUCUCCCUUGCAUCGCUUCAUCAUUUCCAAAAGUGGGUAGAUAAGCCUGAAUAUAUUUUUGCUCUUGUCUACAAGAAUACAAGGGAUUAUAUUGAUUCAGUGGACGGAUUGUUGCAACCCUUGGUGGAUGAAGCAAUGUUGACAGGAUACAGUUGCAGAGAGGAAUGGAUUUCAGGUAUGGUGACCUCCCUGUCAACUUACUUGGCAAAGGAAAUAUUCCCUGCGUAUGUUUCUCGUUUGGAUGAGGAGACUACAGUAGAGGUUAGGCCUCAGGGAAGAAUGUCUUGGCUUCAUCUGGUUGAUUUGAUGAUAGCAUUUGAUAAAAAGAUUCAAGCUCUUGCUGCCCUCUCUGGGAUCUUCGACUCUGAGGAAUACAGUCUCUUGCAAAGGAUGUCUUCUCUCUCCGUCUUCUGUGAUCGGCCAGACUGGCUUGAUUUAUGGGCACAAAUAGAACUGGACAAUAUACUAGAGAAACUGAAACCUGAGAUGGAAGAUGAGAGAAAUUGGACAACAAAAACUCGAGGAGCAGUUCUUUUUCCUGGGUCUGAUGUUUAUAAAUCUCCUGUAGCUUCAUCCGUAGUUCUCCAACAUGUAUCAUCAGUCAUUGACCGCUGUAGAUCAAUACCUUCUGUGUUUUUGAGAUCUCGAUUCGUAAGACUUGUGGGUGCUCCAAUAAUCCAGACCUUCCUGAAUUGCUUGCUUACCAAAUGCCAAGAAGCGGAAGGGCUCACAGCUUUGGCAGAUGAUGAUGCUGUGGCCAGAGUUAUGACAGCAGUUAAUUCUGCUCACCAUCUCGAGUCUAUCUUAGUCGAAUGGUGUGAUGAUAUUAUCUUUGUUGAAAUGGGACUUGCAGAUGACAAUGAAUCAGGAAAUGGUUUUGGAGAGAGUAGCCUUUCCACUGGUGUCACUGAGGGAAAUGAAAAUGGGGUUUUAGAUGAGGAAAUCACGAGACUAGAGGAGUUUAGAAAAGAAUGGAUUGAUAAGAUGACUAAUGUUGUUUUACGAGGAUUUGAUGCUCAGAUUCGAGAUUAUAUAAAGAAUAAGAAGCAGUGGCAAGAAAUGAUUGAAGAAGGCUGGACGGUAACAAGAUCUUUUGUAGUAGCUCUUGAUUUUUUGCAGGGGAAGAUUUCUAGGUUGGAAGAAGGUCUAAACAACAUGGACUUUAUUACAGUAUGGAGAAGUUUAGCGAGUGGAAUAGAUCGCUUGAUAUUUAAUGGUAUUCUUAUGAGCAACACAAAGUUCUAUAGCGGGGGUGUUGAGAGGUUUGGAGGUGACAUGGAUGUUUUAUAUGGCGUAUUCAGAAGUUGGUGUUUGAGACCUGAAGGUUUCUUUCCCCGUGUAAGUGAAGGCCUCAAGUUGCUGAAACUAGAAGAAAAUACCCUUCAAGAACUGUUUAUUCAAGGAGAGGGCUGGAUGAAACAUCAUGGAAUUAGACAUAUGAGCAUAGCCGAGGCGGAAAAAAUAGCGAGGUGUAGAAUCUUCAAGUAGUAAAAUUUAGGGCAAGAUAAACCCCUACCCUCCCCGCUUUAAAGAUAUGAGUGAUGUUAUAGGAAUAUAGUGAUGUACAUCAUGGAGUUUUUUCUAAUAAACUAACCCAAUUUGUUUUUAAUACAAGUGGCAAUAAUCCAAUUUUUUGUCUCAUCAGAUGUAUUGAUAUAUUGUGAAUAAUAUAGCAAGUUUUUGUCUGUAAGAUUUUGAUAUUGAAUCAUGUAAGAUUUUGCAAGGGACUGUAAGAGUUUGGUAUUGAA
Molecule: messenger RNA, 2965 nt
Organism: Chenopodium quinoa (quinoa)
Lineage: Eukaryota; Viridiplantae; Streptophyta; Magnoliopsida; Caryophyllales; Amaranthaceae
Product: RINT1-like protein MAG2
Exons: 4
Coding region: 264-2705 (813 amino acids)
Biological process (GO): retrograde vesicle-mediated transport, Golgi to endoplasmic reticulum; regulation of ER to Golgi vesicle-mediated transport; endoplasmic reticulum to Golgi vesicle-mediated transport
Cellular component (GO): Dsl1/NZR complex
Source: RefSeq, a predicted model, not a curated record